CUCGGACUCCAGUUGCCAUUGUUAUCAAAAUCCAAGCAUCCAGUGUUGUAGAACUGGCUGUUUGGUGAGUCAUCCCGGUCAUCUGGGCGCGCAGGAGUUUGCUGCGGAGCAAGAUCAUUCACAAAAUCAGUGUUUCAUCGAGGAGGCCUACCUCAUAUGUGAGUUGCUGAGGCGUGGUGCAAACACCGAUGAUUUUUUCAUCAAGCAAAGCAGAGAGAUCCGUAUGUGUGCCUUGAACCUUAUGAAUUGCAAAGGACAGCAAUCUGAAGCUGCAGCCGGUGCCAUGGUGGGUGUGGCACAGGAGGCCAAAAUGAUGUGCGCGUGGAUGAAGAGGGAGAACAUGCUUCUUGACUACUACAAUAUUUCUGCACCUGAUGAGCUCGAAGACUGCCAGAUAAUCCGGUGCAGGACCUUGGAAGUUAUGGUCACCAUUCUGGAAGAGUCUUCUAACUUUGCUGCUGCUGUGAAGUCUGAUAAUGGAGUGUCUGCUAGUGAAACUGAUCAAGGUGGUAAUGGAAAUGACAUCACUGCUGCUUCUGAAGCAGUCAAAUCUACAGGGUAUAUGGAUAGUACAGCUUCGUUUGUUGAUGGGGGCGCAGAUAUUGUUAGCACAUAUAUUGUGUGAGGAUCUAGU
This is a messenger RNA of Panicum hallii, 634 nucleotides long. RefSeq lists its product as uncharacterized. The coding region runs from base 224 to 625 and encodes 133 amino acids. NCBI's taxonomy places the organism in Eukaryota, Viridiplantae, Streptophyta, Magnoliopsida, Poales, Poaceae. The record is from RefSeq and is a predicted model, not a curated record. The transcript has 3 exons.